Molecule: messenger RNA, 1294 nt
Organism: Toxorhynchites rutilus septentrionalis
Lineage: Eukaryota; Metazoa; Arthropoda; Insecta; Diptera; Culicidae
Product: reticulon-4-interacting protein 1, mitochondrial
Exons: 4
Coding region: 75-1265 (396 amino acids)
Cellular component (GO): mitochondrion
Molecular function (GO): oxidoreductase activity
Source: RefSeq, a predicted model, not a curated record
UGUUGAUGAUGUAAACAAUCAGGCUGUCACUUUUACUUUCCUUUAUCGGCGGUGCGGGAAAUAAAAUUCCGAAGAUGUUCUCGAACAGUUUUCUCCGUUUAGUUUCGCAACAAAUUCCAGGGAUCCGUCUGUUGUCAACAGUAUCGGCGGAAGCACCAGCAAGCAACAGAUAUGCUCGACCGUUGAACAAAAUGUGUGGAUGGCAAAUCCAGUCCUAUGGCAGCCUGGACGAAGUAGAGCACAGCGAUGGCCUGAAGAUGCCGGUUCUUACAUCUCCACAUCAACUGCUGGUCAAAGUGACGGCUACCUCGGUUAAUCCGAUUGAUGUAGCCAUGAUAAAGGGCUACGGAGCAUCUGUGUUGAACACGAUUAGGUGUAAGAAUGGGAUAGAAUUCCCGCUGACACUUGGCCGAGAUUUCUGCGGAGAAAUCGUACAAAAAGGAUUGGCCGUAUCAAGCCGAGAUCUGGAUGUUGGCGAUGAGGUCUGGGGUGUAGUUCCAGUUCAUCAACAAGGCUGCCAUGCAGAAUACGUUGUGGUAGAUCGGUAUUGCCUUUCCAGAAAACCAGAGAAUCUCAACAGAGUCGACGCCAGUGCGGUGCUCUACGCAGGACUAACAGCUUGGUCGGGCCUUUAUUUGACUGGUCUAUUUGGAAAUCUACUAGGUGCUAUCUCACCUGUAGGUGGUGGUCGUGGUAAAAAAGUACUUGUGCUAGGCGCUUCCGGGGGUGUUGGGUCGCUGGCAGUACAGAUGCUGUUGGCUGAGGGUGCUGAAGUUUAUGCGACAUGCUCAACAGAUGCUACCGAAAUGAUCCAAAACCUGGGGGUUACCUACGUGUUCGAUUACAAUGACCCAACACAUGUACAAAAUCUUUCGAGGGCAGGGAGAUUCGAUAUCAUUCUGGACUGUGCUGGGAAGGGAACAGAAUAUGCUACCGCCGUUCCUUGGAGGUUCGAACAAUACAUCACGUUCAAUUCACCUGUACUGAAGAAUAUCGACGAAAAUGGCUUCGCGACAGGACUGUAUCAAAACGCAUUGAGCAUCGUCCGCAAUAAUGUUGCUUCUGUCAGUAAACAGAACGGACUCGUGAAAUGGGGUUAUUUUGUUCCGGCCCCACAAGGCAUUGCCUUCCUCCAGAAUUUGGUGGAAAAGGGAAAACUAUUGCCCAUAAUUGAGAAAACAUACACAUUUGACCAAAUAAGUGAUGCUUACCAACGUGUAGAUGCAAAACAUCUGAGAGGGAAAAUUGUGAUAAAUUAUAAUUGAGACAGAAUAAAUAAAAAAUACGUAACUGU